GAGUUUUAAAAAAACAUUACCCGAAAUGCAAUAGAUUUCGGGAAAUACCAGGCGGGGAAUAAGAAAAGUGACACCAUGCGAGAGUAGGAGCUGCAAUUUUUGAUAUCUUUAAGACUCUCAAAUCACAGAAAUUCAUUUUAAAACAAUACGGGCUGCUGUUAAAACGACUCUGCGUUUCCUGUGAGGGUAAAAUUUCUCGUCCGUUUCCGUCUCGAGCAAAGACCGGACCGCGGAUUUGGCCCUCACGCGGGCGCCUUUCAAAGCUAACGGUUGGCUAACUGUUAGCUAACGUCUGGCUGGUCGCUGGACUUCAAUAUGAGUAACCGAGGCCCACAUAGACAGUUGUGUUAAAUGUGUUUCCUGUUAAGAUAAAAAUGUCGGGCUUUAACUUCGGCUCGGGAACUCUUGGUUCCACCAACACUGGAGCAGGAGGAGGGUUCACGUUUGGAACCGCUACCAGGUAAUGACACAUUUCCAAUAGCCCACUAUGCUAAUGUUUGAAAGGCUUGUCUCUUUGCUGUAGCCCCUCAAAAAGUUAUUUUCAGAGCUUUCCCUUUGCUUUAUCGACUGCUAGUAACCUCUGGGAUCAUUGAAGUACGUUGGUUAUGUGACUUAUUGUGCUGCCGUUUCCCCCCUCAGUGCACCUGCAGCCAGCACUGGUGGUGGUUUCUCUUUUGGGGCUGCCCUGGGUACAGCUGCUGCGACCCCCGCUGCAGCUACCACCAACACCACCCCAUCUCUCAGCCUAGGAGGAACUCUGUUUGCUCAGAAACCUACUGGAGGCUUCUCCUUUAACACACCUGCUUCAAGUAAGAGCUUCACAUGCACACAAACAAAGAUUUCACUUCAGUGAAGUCCUAAGUAUCUCAUUUAUCUUCCAGUUUUUGUCUCAUUCAUUAUUAAAUGUUUCUCUUACAGGCGCUGCUGCACCCACAACAGGCCUUACAUUAGGUAUGUGUUUAUAAAUAAGAUCACUUUGAGAUGGGAUCUUGUAAAGUCAGUUGAAACUUACAAUUAGGCCUGGGCGAUUUGACAGAAAAAAUGAUCACGGUAUAUUUUGUCAAAUCGUCUGAUCUCGAUUAUUAUCACGAUUUCUUUUUAAACUGCCAUUUUGAAAGUAUCUGUACUAAAAACGAAAGAAACUCGAGAUUAGUUCAACAUUUUAUUAACAUAGAAAGUAAAUAACAAAGCAAAUUAAGUAAGAUACACCUAGAAAAAUAUAGAAACCAUUUUAACUUAACAGUACAACAAAAGUAGAUAAAUACUAAAUAAUACAGUGAACUAGUUUACAGUCCUGAGGUUUUUGCAGUUCUGCAAGACCCACAAUAAACAAAUGUUCAAAUGUUCAUGUUCAUGUUCAUAUAAUCGUCCAGUCCUACUUACAAUAUUUAUUUCUACUUUAUCUCAGGUGCCCCAGCCACUACAGCUGCAUCCACCGGCUUCAGCUUGGCCUUCAACAAGCCCACAGCAUCAGCAACACCCUUCUCCCUCACCACCUCAUCGACAACCUCCACAUCAGCACCUGCAGGGGCAGGCUUAACGUUUGGCUCUGUCCUGACAUCCACAGCUCCACAACAGCCCGCAGCUGCAGGCUUCACCCUCGGCCUUGGUGGCACAACAGCCUCAACAGCGGCUGCAACAGUCCCAUCACUGGGUGCAAGUCUGUUCUCCAACACUGCUGCUGCAGGUGAGGUGCAAACAGACAACGUAAAUGUGUAUGCGCCACUGUGUGAGAAAACUUGCUUUGAGUGUAGUUUCUUAUCCUGAAAGUGCUUGAUUGUGGGGAUGGAUAGCAUUGGCAUAAUACAGGUGUCAGUGGUAAUGUCUUACAAAGUUGAUUUUUGGCAUCAGCAGAGAUGGAAAAUUCUGCAAAAAUUUGGGUUGCUCAAUUGCAAAACUCACCGUCACAAUUAUUUCGAUGUAUAUUUAUUUUACAGUUAUUAAAAACAAUUAUCUAUGAUUUGACACUUGCACCACAUGCAUGUAAGCAACUUCAAACCUCUCUAAACUUUAACAACUCUAUUUUCUUUUCAAAAGUACAAGUGGGAAAAAAUAUUUAGUAUUCCCUUUUUAGAUAAAUUGCAAUAAAAGCAACAGGUAGAUUUCAGCACAGUGGAGGUUGUGUGUUUUCUACCGUGAGAAUAGUUAUGUGAACUACAUGUUUUUAUUGGUAUCAGUUAGAAUUGGCCUUAUUUGUUUGAACAUGUCGGCAUAUAAGAUUUAAGCAAAAAUCCAACAUGGUGCGUCCCUAUCUAAUAGUAUUUUUUCCCCGUUGUGUUGCAGGUUUGGGUCAAACCACUCUUGGAGGAGGAGGCGGGUUAACGUUGGGCUCCCUGCUAGCUACUUCCACAGCAGUGUCUGCAGCACCCGCUCCCAGUAUUGGCCUGGGUGGAGUUGAUUUCAGCACUUCCUCUGAAAACAAGAGCGACACAUCAUCUGGAACCAGUGCACAGUAAGUCCUGUCUGUGUACAUGCCCAUACUUCUUUAGCUCUAAUGUUGAAAUUAGCAUCCAGAUCUGUCUAUGCUGUAUUGUGCAAAAGUGUGGAAAAUGUAAACUUAGAAGCACGAAGUGGCUCGCUUCACUGUCGGUGUAUAACAAAUCAACAUGAGCUAUUUUCUCUAAUUUUGCAGUUUGUUGUGAGAGUAAAAAAAACUGUUUCUGCUUCUUUCAGGGACAGUAAAGCCUUAAAGGAUGAGAACCUGCCCCCAGUCAUUUGUCAGGAUGUGGAGAAUUUCCAGUAAGUGUUGUUGUGGGUAUUCAUUAUCACAAGAAUCUUUGCAAUGACCAUUAGGUUACAAUUCUAAGAACACAGGUUUGCAUGAAAUAUUCUCACUUUUUUCAAAUGUUACAAUGAAUGGUGCAGAGUGUUUUUUAUAUAACAAGGGUUGCAGAACCAACUUGCAAAGUUCAGGUAUUGGCUUUUACCAUCCAUAAGCCAUGAUUCCUAAUGGUCUUUCUAUGUUUCUGCAGAAAAUGUGUUAAAGAUCAGAAACAGGUUCAGGAGGACAUCAGCAGGAUGUCAUCAAAAGCCAUCACUAAGGUCCAAGAUGACAUCAAAAGCCUCAGACAGUUGCUCUCUGUCAGUGCCAGCGGUCUGCAGCGCCAAGCUCUGGCCAUUGACAAGCUGAAGCUGGAGACAGCGCAGGUAAAAAAAACAAACAAACACUAACUUUACUUGUUAAGCUUUAAGAAGUCACCGGAAACAGUCGAAAGUGCCUUGCACAGACUGGAAACCAGUCAGAGUAACGCAGAUUGUGACAGCAGCAUACAGAGGAAAGAAACGUGCCUUUCUCACCAUAAACGCUGCAUGUUCAGUUUUUGUUUUGCGUUAAUCAAAAUACAUCAUCGGGUUUAGUUCAUGUAAAACUUGAAACUUAUUUUAAAGUCAUAGAUGGAGACCAGACUUUAUUUAAAAGUCAUAUGUGUCCCCCUCUCUGAUUUUUAGGAGCUGAAAAAUGCUGACAUAGCUCUGCGUACACAGAAGACUCCCCCUGGACUUCAACAUGAAAAUACUGCCCCAUCAGAGUGAGUAGUGCGAGAUUCCUGGGCUGUGGUACUGUGAAGUGCCCCAUGUAUAUUUGUACCUGAACUGAACCUUUUUUUUUUCUUUUUAAAUCCUGAUUCUUUUCUUUCCAUGUAUCUAGUUAUUUCCGUAGCCUCAUAGAGCAGUUUGAAGUGCAGCUGCAGCAGUAUCGGCAGCAGAUAGAAGAACUAGAGAACCACCUCACAACUCAGAGCAGCGGCUCCCACAUCACUCCUCAGGGUAAGAAGACGUUUGUGUUCUUAUAUUGUUUUUUCAAGACGUUUUUCUCUGCUUAUCGUAUUUCCUUCCCCUUUUCCUCCUCAGUCCUUCGAGUUUUUUUCAGAUGAUAACCUUUUGCUCUUAUAUCCAGACCUGACCUUGGCCAUGCAGAAGUUGUAUCAGACCUUUGUGGCCCAGGCUGCCCAGCUCCAGUCUGUCCAUGAAAAUGUGAAGGUCAGUUCUGUUCCUCUGGCUUUGUUCAAAAAAACUUGGCACUCUUAAGAGAUUUGCCAAACUAAAAUUGUUGCAAGUGUUUCUUACAUGUGGAAAAAAACAUUUGUCCUAUUCCACUUAUCUGGCUACACAGAUAUUGAAGCACCAGUACCUUUCCUACCGCCGAGCUUUCCUGGAAGACUCCACAGACGUCUUUGAGUCCAAACGGGCAACAAACAGGAAGUGGCAGAGCGCGCCCCGAGUCAUGACAGGGCCCGCCCCUUUCUCCAGCGUUCCCAACGCCGCAGCUGUGGCCAUGGCAGCCACGUUGACCCAGCAACAGCAGCCAACUCCAGGUCUGACUGCCUACAAGUUCUAGAAAGUUCUCCUCCUCUCACUUUAAAUAAAAAAGGGGGGAAAGGAGAGACCAGUCUAAUUACAAGUUUUGGAACGAACAAAGUAUCUGUGUUUGUUUUAUUUUGUAGUUUUUUAAAUAAGGCAAUUAUGCUAGGCAGAAGGUAAUUUGAAAAAAUUAAAAAUAAGCCUUAGCUGGUGCCAAACUAUUUUAUCUGCACUCCAUAUAAAGACAGAAGGAGAAAGGGAGAAAUCAGCCCCAACAGGAAACCUUAGUGCUGCCUUACCAUCCGACUCCAACCAUCAGUUCAAGGGUUCGACAUGUUUCUCAAACCCGCCUUACAGAAACACAGUGAGGACAUUCAGCAGGUAGCUCUGAUAAACACCGAGUGAUCUGGCAGUGUUGGUGCCAAGCCUUUACACUUAAAGAGUGUCAUACAAUAACUUAAAGUGAUACCAAGGAUAAAACUACAAUACCUUUUUUUUCCACUAUUUUUUGUCUCUUAAAUCUUAGAGGCGAAAUUGGAGCCUCUAAAUCUUGUCGUCUGGACUUUGUUUGAUUUUUUUUAAAAACUUUUUCAUAGAUGCUUGAAAUGAGCCAACUCAGCGAAGGUUGUUGUGUAAAGAGGAUGGAAGUAUUAGGCACUUGCUGUGUGAUUAACUCAAACUUAGUGAAUAUUCGCACUCUAAACGACAAGGAGAAUCAUUUAAUCUUUUCAUGAUGAUUAUUAUUAUUAUAAUUAUUCAAGUUUUUGUACUACAACUUUGCCCGGGCAGUGAGAAGGUGUGUAAGAUGUAAAUUUAUUUCAAUGUAGCACCUAAUCUCAUUCAACCUGUAAAGCGGUCUCUUCCAGCUCCAAAUGGUGAGACACCCAGUGGCAUCAGCGCACUUGAGUGGAACUCCAGAACUCUUGAACAUUUUUACAUUUUGAAUUUCUAUAAAUUUUAUGUGGCUGUUGUUCAGUAAAGCAUGCAGCAGACAUAGGCUGUUGCAGAACAUUUACUCGUAUUUAAAAAAGAAGAAAAAAAAAUCCAGUUUAUUUAUCAAUUGAAUGACAUAAGCUAUAGUAGUUACUUGUUAACUCUAAUGACAACUAUAAAUACAACUGUUUGCAUAGUCUAUCAGUAAAAACAAAACGAUUUGAACAAAGAGUAAUCGUCACAGUAUUCGGCAAACAGGUGAAGACUGAUCUCUGUGUGUACACUGAUGUAAUUGUUUUUAGUCACCUCAAAUCUCAAUGGCACACAAAAGUACUUUUAUUACACAUUUUUAAACUACAUUUAAAGAGUCAUGUAUGUUACGGAUAUCGCCACAUCUCUAAGGUGUUAAAAAUGUUCAGCCUUUUUUGUAGGCUUUGGUUUGUAGGCCGUUUUAAAGGCAUAUCAGGGCACCCACUUACAAUGAACAAAUUAAGCUACGAUGUACAUAUGCAUGUUUCUGCUGUCUUUUUUUGUAAAGUAGAAUCAACUGCAGUACAGAUUUAACUCGAAAAUUUGAAGCAAUAUUUAAAUCAGAUAGGGUUACAAAGACAGCAUGAUUUUAAAGUGUCACAAAGCAGAUCAUUAAAAAAAAAACCUUUUUGCUGCUUCCUUUUCAUUCAAACUAUCCACUCUGCACAGACUGUUAUUAGAUCUGAUUGCAAUCAGUCGUCACUCAGACUAUGAAUGUGGCACUUUUAUCCUAGUCAUUUUUGAACACUUGCUUACCUUUUGAUUGCUCAGCAGGACGCGCAGGAGCUGUACCAAACAAAACAAUUGUUUUUAAGUGUGUGCCAAAUGGGAUAGGAAUAUUUUAUCAAGCCAUUUUGUUCAAACUCUUAUUCGUUGCAGAGAAAAGCCCCUCACUAACCCCCCUCGAGCCCUGUUGCUGUCAUAGUUAAGAUCCACCUGUUUGGUACGAGUGAACGUUACCCUGGUGCCUGCUAAAGACUUUAUUCCUUUAAAUUAAAUCAAAAACCAAAUCCAUUUCUGGUCACUCUGUAUGUUGACCCUUUGUUUCUUAAUAACCAGUGAUUAUAUCAAACAAAAUCCCUAUCCAUAUUGCCAAAUAGUGGUUAUCCUCAGUCAUUUCAUAGCCUGAGCCUCAUAAAAAGUCCCUUCAGUAUUUAUUAUUCGCCUAUUUAUUUGUAGUUUAUUGUUUGAUUUAUGUGAAACUUUGUCCAUGUUUGAGGAUGAUCAGUAUCAACACAUGCAACUCUAUCCAUUCAGUUUCAGGUGGAUUGUUGACUGAACUUUAUACUUGUUGCAGUCGAUUGUAUAGGACAAAAGUUUGUACAGAUGUGUGCCUCAGUGGAUGAGAGGUGAAAUGUGCCAAAAGACUCAGGACUGAAGUACAAACUAUUUAAUGACCUGAAGUGUAUGUUGAAACUAAAAUAUAGUAUUUCGAUUAUACUGCUCUUGUUUGGUGUUGAGGUCGAAGCAAGGCGGAUAAUUCUUAUUAUUAAAGUCUUCAAUACUAAAAAUGCAUUUAGUUGGGUUAGUCGUUUAAGGCUUUACUACUAUUACUUGAUUUUAGCUAUUUCACCAAGGGCUACUGUCAGCAUCAAAGUGCUGGGUCAUUUCACACUGCAGUUCAACUAAUGAAAAAUGUCAAGUGCUGUUCACAAGUUGUUAUUUCAGGUACCUUACCCAAGGUUGUUACUUUGUUGGAAAAUUACAGAGACAAGUUUCUUGGCUGUUUUGAAAUCUUUGUUCUGACAUCUGAGUUCAGUUCAGUUCGGUGGUAGGCAGGCUGAAAGGCAUUCGUUUUGUUGCUCGCUCUUGCCUCUGAGAAAUAUUGGUGCCAAAGGAAAAGAGCAGAUGAGCACGGUCGGGUUGUUUGGGAGGGCGCCGUCUUCAUUUGGAGAGCGUUUAUUAUCCGCCGUUGUGUGAAGGAAGGUUUCUGCGUUUCUUUGUUCGAUACAGAUGGCAUUUUUUAGACAGGAAAGAAAACUGGUUUUCUCAUAUCUUUAUAAUGCUGCUAGUUACAGCUGUGCUCAAACCGAACUGAUUAUCUCUGCCUAAUGUAGAGAGACGGAGCUGCUUUGGACAGUCCAGUCCUCUGCGUGACAACUCUAAACACUUUGUAAGCUUGGGGAUAUAGUUUUGGAUCAAGCUGGAUGUCUGUUAGCAAAACUCAAGGUGUCCAGAAGUUUGGCUUUUGUCUUGUUACACUUUUAAACAUAUUGUCUUCCACUUCUCUUUAGUCAUCCUCGUCACAGAAUGACAAAAAUUCUGGUCAAAGUUGUCCGGACCUUGGAGGCAAUAGCUAUCCUAUGCUUAUUAUACUUCUGUAAUAAGUAUCACCUUUUAAGUAUAUCCUCCUGACUACCAGUAGUUCAAAUUGUACUCUGUGGAGGACCAUUGUAAACCCACUGCAUACUACUGAAUUAACUCUUCCUCACUCAGAAACAAUGGCUGCCAUCAGUGCAUGCACAUUUUAUGGGAAGAGGAAAAUUACUGAAGCCCCACCCCUUCACAUUUGGCAUCAUUGAAAAGCUCUAAAUGUCCUCUGUAGAAACCAAAAGGAGUUAAGUCAGUAGAAUGAAGUGUGUGGGAGAUAUUGAGGUUUACAAUGGUCCUCAGGAGGAUAUUUCAGUGAUAUGUAUGCAAUUGCUGACUGCUGUUUGUUCAUGAACGCCAUAACAACAGCAGUAGUGACCCCUUUGUACCUCUUUUUGGUUUUCAAAACAAGUGAAGGAAUGAGAUGUGAUUUUAAUGAUAUUUUGAUAGUUUGCGCAGCACGACCACCACAAUUUGCCUGCAGUGUUCAACUAAAAGAACUUGAUUUGCUCUGAAAUUUAAGGCUUUUAUAGAGUUGUGUUCAUAUUUUCUGUUUAUUAUUUCUGUGUGAUGUUGAGCCUCUGAUCAGUAGUUCUCAAAAAAAGGCCUGAUUUGUCCAAAUCCAGGACGUCAUCUGGUCUUUUGGGUGGUUUGCUGUUACAGACUGUCUUGAAUGUUAUUUUUCUUUUCUUGGAUUUUUUAUCAUUAUGCUUUCUUCGAGCUCUGUCAGUGGAUUUUUAUCUACUUUGCUUCCUUGAGGUACUAGUACUGCAAGUUGUAAUUUUUUUUUUGGAGGGGUGGUCUUUUUGAUCCCUGGCAAGCUUACAAAUGGGCUAAUAUUUAUUUAAGAAAUUAAAUGGAGCCUCUUCCUAAAUGUUUUCCAGAAACCUCACCUGAGUCGGACUUGAUCAAACAAAAAAAAAAGUGGAAGUAGCUUUUCUCACGUAAAGGUCUAGCUUUUGUGUCUGAACAUCACCUAUUUACAUCCAAGGAUAUUUACUUUUAUUAUGUCUCUGAACACUACACACACGAACCACAAAGCCCUGUUCCGCUCUUAUUCCAAGAAUUGAAAGAAACUUGACCACAGGAAAGCUGUACCAUAUCACUCACUUUCCUUUAUAUGAUGAGUUUACACUGAGAGGCAGCCAUAGAUGCCAAAAUUCACAUUUCUUAUCUCAAUCUCCAGUGCUUAUACUUGUAGAUGAAUGUGUUCAACCUAUAUAACCAAUGCCUGUUGAUACAGUAUAUUUAAUAUAUAAUAUGGUGUGCCUUUUGAAGCUAUAAUCAAUAAUUGUGUGAUGCUUUUAUUUUUAUUUUUUUUUGGCGUAUGCUAGUUCAUUCACUCUCAGAAAUCUUGAAAAAAUUUGGAAACUUGUCAAAUGCAGUAGCAGUUAGCAAUUAACAAUCAAUUCUGUUCUAAACUGUUUGUUUGUGUUUUAUGUAAGUGGAAUUGCAUAUUAAAUUGACAAUAAAUCAGUUUUUAAACAAAGAAACGUUUGUCCUUGUUUCUUUUCCACUGAAGUUGUUUUAACAAUGCAGACUAAUUGGAAGACAUGCAACAAAAUUAAUUACAUUUAAAAAAAACAAUUACAUGAAGGACAAAAGACAAGUUUUCAGAGUGAAAGAACUAGCAGCAUUUAUGCCACAGAGUUACGGGUCGAACUCCUGCUGAUGAAAUUAAUUGUUAAAUGUUAAGGAUUCUUUGUAAUAGCUGAAAAUACACAUUUGUGAUUUGUGCACAACAGCAGUUCCAGAAGUCACAUGAUCGACUAACAACCCCAACACUCUUAGGUUUUAUUUAACACAAGCUAUAAAGCCUUUCUGUACUAGUAACUACGGAGUUAAUUAUACAUACAUGGCAAUAAAUGCAAGUAAAAAGUCCUUAAAUGUUUCCUUUUUGUACUAUAACCAACCCUUUUUAAAGUGGAUCACAACCUGCACAAAACAGGGUAAAGCAUAUGCUCUCUCUGUGCCUUAGGGACUCAGGCACCCUUGGGGGCAGGGUUUGGAAACCCCUUUGCCUCGGCAGUGGGCACUAGCUUGGGCUCUUCUACCCUCGGAGGUAUUACCCCUGUCUUUCCUAGAUGAAUAUUCCCUUUCAUUUUGCCCUCCUUCCUCGCCCCCCUAGCUCUUGUGUGAAAGAAGUAGUGGACGGUGUGCAUGUGUCUGGGAAAGUGGUGCGUUCAAAGCUUGGCCGUUGUUUCGUUUUUUUCCCUUUUCUUCUUUUUGUGAGAGGUGAAGUGCGUUCACACCACAGAUAAACUGCAGCCACUCAUCAGUGUUCAGUGGACUUCAGUGGAGGUAAUUUGUUGGCGGGAGGAUAAUUGUCCCAAAAUAUGAACUCAAAUAUCGUCCUUUACAUGGCCGGUUAAAAGCAACUUGGCAAAAGUGGUCUGAACGUACACAAAGUGGAUGUUUUCUCAUGACGUAGGUGUGUUUGAUCAAAUCUUCCAUAUUUUUCUUUCUCCCUUCAGCUUUUGCUUUUCCAUUCAGUUUAUUUUGAUCCUGUUUUCUUUGCAGUCCCCAGUUCGCUGUCCAUAGCGCUAUAUUCAUUAGCUUGUGGCAUUUGUCGUGCAUAUAUUAGCUCAUGCGUGCCUGUGUGUGUACUCCUCAGGCCAUGCUUCUUGUAUUUAUUCCUAUUUUUCGGCUUUGUGCUCAGCCCAAACUGACUCCUAUGUCACUCUCUCCCACAGGUUUUGGUGGUGGGCCAGGAUUUGGUGGGGUGGGGACUGGGGGGUCUUCUUUUGCCUUCUCCUCCACCAGUAAGCCCACAGGAGGCAGUCUGAGUGCAGGUACAUAUAUAAUAUCUAUCCCCCCUCCUUAAAUCCAGCUCGUUUGUUACAGUCAAGUCUUUAUAGGCUGUGAAAGGUCGAACUGUAAUAUAUCUUUGAGAUUGUUGCCCUUUCCACACAUGCCUCUGAAACUUACCAAAGUUACCUCACAGCGUAAAGUGUCCCCUGUCGGAUGUGGGGACAGGGGUCUCAGCAGGCAAAAAGAUAACUCGCAAGUCAUCAUAUAAUGUCUAAAAGACACCCAAGAUGGCAAGCAGAGCAAAGUGUGAUGCUCGGAUGACAGCUUUUGCACAGUAAAAGAGUGGAAAAACAGGCAAGCAGAAAUGAGCAUGAAGCAGUCUCAUUUCUUUACUGCACCAGUUGCACGAUAGCAUGACACAAACAUUAUCACCCCUGCUCAUGCUGAAAUUUAUUUGCUGCAUUUUUGUGGAGAUUGUGCGAGGGGGUUGAAAAGAAAGCAUCAGGGUGAAGUUGGAGUGUUUUGCCAGAACAUGUUUCAGGUAUGGGGUUGUAAACCAGGUGGAAGACAAAUGUCCACAACUUCCCUCAUCCCGUGGCACUACUUUUGCUUUCCCUCACAUUUCUCACAUUUUCUUCUUGUCUUUUUUUUUGUCCACUUGUUGUAGGUUUCGGUAGCAGCAGCAGCUCAGGCUUCAACUUCAGUAACCCUGGUCUCAACCCCUCCGCCGGCCUGACCUUCGGCGUGUCCAACCAACAAGCUGCAAGCUUUGGAGCAGCCCCUCUUCUCCAACUAAAGAAACCCCCUGCUGGAAAUAAAAGGGGCAAGAGAUAGAACCCUGUGACUAACCAGCUUUGAUUUUUGUAGCGGGUAAGGCCUGCUCCCCCAAAAGCAAAUGUGCUAUCUUUAUUCGAAUGGUAAAGAAUUCAGUAAUGAAUCAAACUAAAGGAUGAGAUUUAACCCUCCAUUAUCACACAAUCAUACAGUCACACAGGAUCUCCCAUUUAAAGUCAUUCAAAGGUAAACUCAUAUUCAACAUUUUAACCGAUGAGCAUCAACAUGAGUUUACCUAUUUGCAUUGACUCAAAACAUUGCCUGAGCGCCAUCUUCUAUAGCACUGCAACACACACAGGAUUUCUAGCCAUAGAGAGAGCAAAACAUUUAGAUUUCUGUUAGAAACGACUUAAUCUGAAUAAUGUACAAGAGUGAUAUGUUUUCAAGUAUUGGGGCAGUUUGUUCCAUUCAUUGUGCGACAGAUAACUGCACUUGAAGGCCUCAAAAAAUGUUGACUUGGUCCAAGUCCUGUCCAGGGAAGGGAAGAUACAGUAAAGGGACAAUUCAAGUCGACACCACCACAGUCCCUACAGUGGGAGAUAUUAUGUCCUCCUAGAUCAUUUUUAGCCACAGGAGAGUGUCCAGGGUGGGUUUUUGGGGAAUCACAGUUUUAUUUUUGUAUCAAGUUGACAUUCGGGAGGGGUAAAAGGGGACCCGUGUCUUGGGAUAGUCUCUUAUGUAGUCCACAUAACCCUGUGCUGUUUUUGCUAGAGUCCAUUCUUGUCAUAGUUUCAUAAUUAUGCAUCUCAGCACAUUUUUGUUCACCCCCAGUGUAAGAACUUGGGUGAGGAAACACUGAGCAUUUAGUGUUACAUGGCUCCCAUUCAAUGAUAAAUGAGUAACACCUGAAAGGGAUUACACAAACAGACCCCCAUGACUCGACUCAUUUUGUACAUGUACUAGAAUAAUUUUGCACUUGCCAGUGUAUACGAGCUGACAGUGAUUGUUUGGAUGUGCAUGUGUGCCUGUUGCAAAAGUAUGAAAUUGUCUCUUCGGUCUAUUCUUGUUGCUGACUUCUUUUGAGUAUCGGGUGUGGUUGGGGUAUAUUUUGCUUUUUUUUUUUUUUUUUUUAAACUGUCCAUGUCAGUUUGGUUACCAAAUACUGGUAGUUGUAAUAUCAUUUUCUAAUCACAGUCUAUGUAAACCUGUAUUUUCAAGAUGCUGUUUAAUAAUAAAAUCUUCAAUAUGAUGUUUUGCCUGUUUGUGGCAUCACUUCAAUAAAUGUGUGUGUUGACACAGAA
Molecule: messenger RNA, 12398 nt
Organism: Xyrichtys novacula (pearly razorfish)
Lineage: Eukaryota; Metazoa; Chordata; Actinopteri; Labriformes; Labridae
Source: the annotation of a GenBank genome assembly